Molecule: messenger RNA, 381 nt
Organism: Heterostelium album PN500
Lineage: Eukaryota; Evosea; Eumycetozoa; Acytosteliales; Acytosteliaceae
Exons: 2
Coding region: 1-381 (126 amino acids)
Source: RefSeq, a predicted model, not a curated record
AUGACCCCACAGUGCCUCUUCAUUUGUCGUCUCAAAGCUCCAAACUUAAGUUCUGUCUCUGAAUCGAUUAAAAAUUCCAUUAGAAAGGAAGCCGACAAUAUUAAAGAGUUAACUGAGAAAGAUUUCCCUGUGGUGUUGCAAACGGUUACUUCACUGUCGAAUAGUGUUACCAAUACCGUAACGAGUACUGUCACCAACACAGUUGCUCAGUCGACAAUUCAUUUAUCGGUUUCACAGCUGAAAGAUUCGUGUCAGGACGUCGACCUCUACAACGGUAGUCUACUACUGCGCACCUACGAGAUCAAGCGUACCAAUGAUGUCAUCUUGGCUGAGCGUGCCGAGGAAGUCGACAAGAAGAUCGGUCCUCUCGUGAGAACCUGA